GAACCACGGCUUGUUCUUACGAUAGCGGGGUGUGUAUUUCAUCUGUUGUCGUGUCCCAAAUGUUUCACGUGCAGCAUUAACAAGCACGUGCGCGAGGCGAUCGGAGAGCGUGUUGAUAAUCGAUAAAUCUUCAUGGUUGGAUACCGCUGUACGGACAAGAUUUUUCCACUUACACGCCGCAACAACGACCAGUAUCACCACAGAGACGCGUUGUCCGGAGCGGUGGGCUGCGUUCAUCAUUUCGUCGGUCAAGAAAGGUUGGGCCUCUUACUGCCAGGAAAUCGCACAACAUGGAUGACCAGAGAAGCGUGAACGGCGUGACCCCGCAACGUAUCACCAGCUACGACAAGUACCUCAGCAGGACGGCUAUGAGAAGAAAACCAUCAGCUCUCCGGGAGCUCCAGAAGUAUGUUGGUUCUGAUCUGGUGUUGAUGGCCGGGGGGAUGCCCAACGGUGAACUAUUUCCUAUUGUGGAGGCGGAUCUCGUCCUCAGAGAUGGUCGGCGGUUGACAAUAAACCCUGACGAGAUGAAGAAGGCGCUUCAGUACGGUGUUACUAAAGGCAUGGCAGACAUCAUCGAUUGGUCGAGGGUGUUACAACGCCGUGUUCACCAGCCUCCGACCCUCCUUCGUGACCGCACCCCGCCGUCAGCCCCAAGCGACAUGGACAUCAUCAUGUGCAAUGGCUGCCAGGAAGCCAUUAGUAAGACUUUGGAAGCGGUUCUGAACGAAGGGGACGCAAUCUUGCUUGAGGAAGCCACCUAUCCAAACGUCAUGAGCGUGGGAUAUCCACUCGGUGCUAAAGCAGUAUCGGUUCCUAGUGAUUCAUCAGGGAUGAUACCAUCAGAACUGCGGAACAUACUAGCGACAUGGGAUACGGACAAACGUGGACCGAGGCCGAAGAUAAUGUACUGUGUUCCGACUGGAGGUAACCCGACAGGCGCCAACUGGUCACUUGACCGGAAGAAGGCAGUAUAUAGUAUUGCUCGCAAGUACGACUUCUUGAUUCUAGAGGACGACCCGUACUACUACAUUCAGUACAACAGGCCGCUGACGCCCAGUUUCCUAUCCUUGGAUGAAGACGGCCGAGUCAUCAGAUGCGAUUCAUUUUCUAAACUAAUAGCAGCUGGAGCACGGCUUGGCUUCAUCAGUGGGCCACAGCACUUCCUCCAGAAACUUGUCCUCCAUCUGGACUGUUCAGUGGCGUGCACCAACAACCUGUCUCAGACAGUCAUCAGGAAGAUAUUGGAGGACAUGGGACAUGACGGCUUCCUGCGACACGGGGAGAAACUGGCGGCCUUCUACAAGGACAGGGCGGACAAGAUGGUCGCCAUUGCCGAGAAACGCCUCGAAGGUCUGGCAGAGUGGUCUCCCCCUGACGGCGGGAUGUUCAUGUGGAUUAAACUGUUGGGGGUGAAAAGCUCCGAGCCUGUUGUCCAAAGAGUCAUCGAGAAGGGAGCAGUACUGGUUAACGGGUUUCACUUCCUGGCUCAACCAAGGGAGACGCCCUACAUUCGUGUAUCUUUCUCCUAUGCAUCAGAAAAAGAUAUGAACAAGGCAUUCACCUGGCUUGCGGAGGCACUGAAUGAAUUCCACGACGAUCAAAGGAAGAAAUGAAAGUGGCUUGACAAACACUAUAAUCAUCAUCUAAUAUAACAACUGCUUUGAUUGAUCGUUGGCCAUUUGCAACAUUGUUGUCUUCAUAAAAAAAAAGAAACGUCCAAGAUAGCGGCAAGACGUUGUACAGAGUUGCGUGGUUUAAGCGUGACGGGAUCCUAAAAUUGUGUAUCCGAAUCCUGGACACGCAUUAAUUAUGACUCUUGGUUUGUCACGAAACUUCAGUUAUCCGCAAACGUCUAAUAUCUGUACCGCUGCAGAAUUGUGUCCCGCAUAAAUCUCACAUAUUAUACAUGUAUUGUAUGAUCGGCAAGCCAGAGGUUGGUGAGAGAACUGAAUUUGAUGACUGGAGAACCUUUGAUAGUAGUCUGAGAGAACUGAUUUACUCUCUGCUUUGGCUGUUGAAGUUUUAUGUUCUUUAAUGUUGGUACCUACGGAGCGGAAGGUUUUACCAGUGCUUCCCCAUCGACAAUCCUCGCCAACAAACAGGAAAACUAACGGAAGCCAUAGAAAUCCGCCGACACAAACUUUUGACCAAAGAAGAUAAAAAAAUACGAGACAAUAUGGACAUUUGAAAAGUAAAUCAACCCAUAGAUUCAGUAAAAACCAACUCCUCUACCUGUAUCCAGUCAACUUGUUUGCAUUUCAUCCCUACUGUAAUCUGCCUUCAGAUCUGUCCCUGUUUGUUCAAACUCUCCACCUGGCCUCUUUCAGUUAUGUACCACAAUGACCUGUUCUUAUCAAUGUUGAUCUCCUGCCUGUCAAUACGUAUCAUGCAUAUAGUCCUCCCAUCACUGGGUUGUACCUACUUUAGCUUUAUAACGAUGUUAGUGUCGCAGCAUUCAAUAAACAAGAGGUUGUCGUGCAUAAA
Messenger RNA from Haliotis rubra (blacklip abalone), 2487 nucleotides. RefSeq names its product kynurenine/alpha-aminoadipate aminotransferase, mitochondrial-like. Gene Ontology annotation, molecular function: transaminase activity; pyridoxal phosphate binding. The transcript is spliced from 13 exons. The record is from RefSeq and is a predicted model, not a curated record. Gene Ontology annotation, biological process: biosynthetic process. NCBI's taxonomy places the organism in Eukaryota, Metazoa, Mollusca, Gastropoda, Lepetellida, Haliotidae. Bases 291 to 1616 code for a protein of 441 amino acids.